AUAGUGGCUAUUCCACGUGAACAUGAAGGGUGCACUGAAGGGGAAAAGUAAGGAACGGCUACAAAAUUCCCCAAAUGAAAAACAAAAUUUCAGUACCAUCUUUCUGUUGGUCCAGCUAAUCGUGGUGCUAGCUGCCAUUGGAGGGUACGUGUGGUAUGGUCGUCAGGGGCACAGUGGUCUGGAAUGGUGGAAGACGUCGGUGAUCUACCAGAUAUACCCACGGUCAUUCAAAGAUUCGGACGGGGAUGGAGUUGGUGAUCUCAGGGGUAUCAUCUCGAAGCUGGACUACUUCCAGUAUCUCAACGUCAAGGCGAUAUGGCUCAGUCCAUUCUACAGGUCUCCCAUGAAGGACUUCGGAUACGACAUCUCCAACCACACCGACGUCGACCCCAUCUUCGGGACAUUGAAGGACUUUGACGAUUUAGUUACAGAAAGCCAUCGCAGAGACAUCAAAGUGAUUAUCGACUUCGUCCCCAACCACAUGAGCGACCAGCAUCCGUGGUUCCAGGAGAGCCUGAAGGGGACGGGGAAGUACAGGGACUACUUUAUGUGGAGCGACGGCAAGUCAUCAUUUGGAAGGAAGAAACCACCGAAUAACUGGCUGGGCGUGUUUAGUGGGGAGUGCUGGCGAUGGAACGAACAGCGGAAGCAGUAUUACUACCACGCUUUUGUGAAGGAACAGCCUGACUUAAACUACAGAAACCCGGAUGUAGUCAAAGACAUGAACGACGUGCUCCGGUUCUGGAUGGAGAGGGGAGUCGAUGGUAUCCGGGUGGACGCCAUCAUGAAACUGUUCGAAUCCGAGAAUAUAUUCCAGGACGAACCUAGGAGCAACCGUCCUGGAGUACCUGCCUUCCAGUACGAGUAUCUGACACACAUUCACACUGAGAACCUACCAGAGAUCGGGGACGUUGUCAGGGGAUGGAGGAAGGUCAUGGACGAAUAUGAGGCCAAGGACGGUCAGUCAAGGUUUAUGGUGGUUGAGCUGUAUGAUCCCCGGCCAUUAGGAACAAGUACUACGACUAUGGCGCCAUGCCCUUCAACUUUGACCUUGCAGAGGGUCUCAAGGCCAAUUGCGGAGGAAACUGCUUCAGGGAGGCUAUCAGCAACGAAUACGACAAUCUGCCUGCAGGCACAUGGCCCAAGUUUGUGGAUGUAUAACCUCGGUAACCACGACCGUAAGCGGGUGUCCAAACGCUUUGGCGCGGAGUACGUCAACGUCUUGAACAUGCUUCUGCUGACGCUGAAGGGAACGCCCACCACCUACUACGGGGAGGAACUGGGCAUGGAGGAGAUUGAGGUCAGCUUUGAGGACACACAAGAUCCUUGGGGCAUUAACUUUGGAAAGGAGCGGUAUACUGAGUUCUCCCGGGAUCCCUGUCGCUCCCCCCUCCAGUGGGACGCCUUCAGUCAGUCGGGGUUCACAACCUCCUCCAAACCAUGGCUGCCAGUCCACCCGGGUUACAAGACAUGCAACGUGCAGGUACAAAAGAACAAGAAAGAUUCAUCUUUGAAUAUUUACAAAUCCUUAGCAACGUUGCGAGAAGCGACUGCCUUUCAAGAUCCUGAUGUCCAGUUUGCCGUUGUCAACGAUGAAAUUUUAUCCUAUGUGCGAGGUACGGCCAACACUGGCCGAUAUCUCGUUACGAUGAACCUCGGACACGAUUCGUCGACAGCAGAUUACACCAAGGACCCCGUCAGUGCCAAAAACGGCCGCGUUGUCGUAAACACGGGGAACUUUAAUGAAUCGAAAUUUAACGUUGGGAAAAGUCUGUCAUUAUCUAGUUUAACUUUGAAACCUGGACAAGGUUUAGUCCUUAAGUUAUAAGAUAUGCAGGAAUCCUGUUCCGCAAAAUUGUAUGGCAGUGCUAUGCCUCUUUUAGUAUGGUUCUACUUACCUCAGCUCAUAAGCCAACUUCUACCAACAAUCAACAUGGCUAUUUUAUAACAGGUAAUCAAUGCACUUUAAAUAAUAUAACACAACUUAAACAACUUAAAACCAAUUUGAACAACUGAACCACUGGGUUAAAAAUGAGUUUUUAAAAUAUUGUUGUUUUUCAUUUGAAUUUCAUUAAUAAUAAUAAUAUGCUCGCCUUUUCAAAGGAUGUAUAAAUCAUGUCAAUGACACUUGGUUACCUGGGUCUUCACGAGUUGUCUUGGCAUUCCCACUGUUUAACCUGUGACAAGGCCACUCUGAUUACAUACAUUGACCCUCUAUACUUAGCACCAGCGUCUGAAAAAUAACUGGUAGUUUCGACUCGAUUAUUUACAUACCGCCGCCAUGUGGCUGGAAUAUUGCUAAAUUGUGCUACACUCACUCACUCAUUAUGAUAAUGAUGAUUAUCUUUAUUAUGAUUCACUUGUAUUUUUUUAGGAACAUCACUAAUGGUGAUGGUUUUUGUUACUGCAGUUAAUCUGUCAUGCCACGAAAUCAUUAUGAUAAAAUCCCCAUGAUACAGUCACUGUGUUUUAACUUGCGGUGUAUUCCCGUCUUUUCCUGAACAGGGU
Haliotis rubra (blacklip abalone) is the source of this 2508-nucleotide messenger RNA. Its product is annotated as alpha-glucosidase-like. The record is from RefSeq and is a predicted model, not a curated record. The transcript has 11 exons. Gene Ontology annotation, biological process: carbohydrate metabolic process. The coding region runs from base 23 to 1828 and encodes 601 amino acids. NCBI's taxonomy places the organism in Eukaryota, Metazoa, Mollusca, Gastropoda, Lepetellida, Haliotidae.